AUGCUGCGAAACACAAAGAGCACCAUUUAUGCGCUCUCUUCCGCCUCGGGAAGGGCCGCUGUCAGCAUCAUUCGAGUCAGUGGACCAGACACCAGUACCGUCUACAAGCAGUUGACCAACAGGACUAAGACGCCUCCUCAUCGUGUAGCUACCCUUGCUACGUUGAAGCAGCCGUUUUCCAACCCUCCAAAGGUCUUGGAUCAUGCCCUUACUCUCUUCUUCAACGGUCCAAAAUCAUACUCAGGAGAAGAUCUGCUGGAACUUCAUGUCCAUGGAGGUCCAGCAGUCGUGCGAGCUGUUUUGGACUCCAUUCAGCGUGUGAAACCCAGCAGUGGAGUUCCUAUCCGGUACGCUGAGCCAGGAGAGUUCUCAAAGCGUGCCUUUUACAACGGAAAGCUUGAUAUGACCCAAAUCGAAGGAAUCGGAAGCAUGAUUGAAGCUGAAACAGAGAGUCAACGUCAGGCAUCGUUAGAAGCAUCGUCUGGACACAGCAAAAAGGUCUAUGAAGCCUGGAGAGAAGGAAUUGUGGAGAACAUGGCGUUGUUAACAGCUCUGAUCGACUUCUCAGAUGACAACCAGGGUAUAGAUAGUGGUGAGGUUCUGGUGGGAAAGACAAAAGAGAAUGUUGGUCGUCUGCUAAAGGAUAUCAAGAAUCAUCUGGCUCAAGUUCAGCGGUCUGAGAUUCUGCGGUCGGGUAUCGUCAUGUCCCUUCUUGGAGCGCCCAAUGCCGGAAAGUCGUCUCUACUCAACAUUUUGGCUAAACGGAACGCUGCUAUAGUUUCAGAAGAAGCAGGAACUACUCGUGAUGUUGUGGAGAUUGGUCUGGAUGUGGCUGGAUACAAGGUAGUUCUUGGAGACACUGCAGGACUAAGAGGAGGAGAACAAGUAGGCAUGGUGGAAAAGGAGGGAAUCAAAAGAGCAAGAGAACGGUUCCAGAAAAGUCACAUGAUUAUGGCUGUUCUCCCCGCUGAUGGUUGUGACCACAGCAGCGACAUCAUUGCUGAGCUCAAACAAUUGCAUGCUGCAGAGAAGCAAAUAGUCGUGGCUAUCAACAAGACUGACCUGGUUGAGGAUCAUGUGGUUGAAGCUUUUAAAAACAGACUCAUGGAAGAGAUCGGUCUGCCUCGCGAUUCCAUCAUUCCGGUCAGUUGUAUUGCCAGCUCUGGUCUCGAGACUCUCCUCGCUAAGCUGUCCUCUGAAUUCUCCAAAAUUACUACAAUUGAAGGCUCGGAUCCCGUGCUUGCCAGUCAGCGAGUCAAGGACAAUCUGAUCGCCACAGUAAUCCCCGCGUUGGAGACAUUCAUGGAGUAUGAUCUAGAAGCCGUUGUCUUUGCCACAGAAGAGCUGAGAAUGGCAGCAGAAGGAAUCGGUAUGAUUACUGGCCAGGGUAUUGGCAUUGAAGAGGUUCUCGGGGCUGUUUUCAGCAAGUUUUGUAUUGGAAAGUAA
Yarrowia lipolytica CLIB122 is the source of this 1446-nucleotide messenger RNA. RefSeq lists its product as uncharacterized. Gene Ontology annotation, molecular function: GTPase activity; protein binding; GTP binding. The record is from RefSeq and is a predicted model, not a curated record. Gene Ontology annotation, biological process: tRNA wobble uridine modification; tRNA methylation. Gene Ontology annotation, cellular component: cytoplasm; mitochondrion. NCBI's taxonomy places the organism in Eukaryota, Fungi, Ascomycota, Dipodascomycetes, Dipodascales.